AUGACUGCUCCAGUCGCAGCCGCGGACACGCAGCCGUCCGCGCCGCCGUCGCGGGGAUCGCCGCCGCUCAGCGGCGCGCCGGCGGCCCUGGACGAGAGGGGCCUCACCAACAACCCCCUGGAUUACGACCCGAUCACGAACGAGCACACCGCGGCGAUGACACUGGCGCGCAAGCAGGGCAUGGAGGCUUACGACGCUGGCAGGUUCGACCAGGCCGAGGCGAAGUUCCUCCUCGCGCUUUCCGAGGCGCGCAAGGGCUUUCCCCCCGACGACCUGCACAUCCCCUCUAUGCUCAACCUGCUGGCUGAGUUCUACCGCAACACGCGGCGGCGCGAGGAGGCGGCGCGACUCUACCAAGAGGCGCUGGACCACCUAUCAGAAUCCACCGGCGAGAAGCAUUGGAUGUUUGCGUCUGCGUUGGUAAACCUCGCCCUGCUCAAGGAGGACGCCGGCGACGCGGAAGCCGCCGCGCAGCUGCUCGAGCGCGCGCUGGCGCUGCGGCGCGCGAUGUUCGGGCCCAACAGCAUCCCGUAUGCUGACACCGCGUUCAGCCUUGGGCGCGUUCUGCAGUCGUUGGGGGCGCGACGGCAGGGCGCCGACGGCAGCGACGGCAGCGACGGGAGCGACAGCAGUGGCGUCGGCGGCGGCGGCGGCGCUCGUGGGUGGUGGCGGGGCGGCGGCGGUGGGGCCGAGGGCGCGGCGGCAGCUGAGCGGCGGCUGCAGGAGCGGUGGUUGGGGCUGAUGGGGGCGGCUGUCGGCGUGCUGAGCGAUUCACCUGACCCCGCCGGGACGCCCCUGAUUGAAUGGGGGAUGGCGUAUGCGGGCGCGCUGCGCGAGGCGGGCCGAAACUCGGAAGCCGCCGAGCAGCUGACCGCGGCGCUGGGCCACCUCACGACCAUCAAGGGCGAGACGGCGGCGCAGGCGCGCGCGUGCAUGCAGCCCUGCAUGGAACGUGCCAGCGAGGUCAACGAGCGCCUGGUAGAUGCCCUGGAAGCUGCCGGGCAGCUGCCCGCAGCCCAGGACGCGAUGCGGCGCUGCGUCGAGGCGCGCAUGCAGGUGUUUGGGCGCCACCUGGUGGUGGCCAAGUCCAUGACCCGCCUCUCACGGCUGCUGCUGGCGCAGGGGGCUGGCAGCAGCGGCAGCAGCAGCUGCGGCAGCAGCGGCAGCAGUAGCAGCGGCAGCAGCGGCAGCAGCAGCAGCGGCGGUAGGAGCGUGCACCCGGAGGCGGCGCAAUUGGCGCAGGGUUUUGCCGGCAGCGCGGUCGCGCUCGCCCAGGAGGCAGCAGCAGGCGGCGGCGGCGGCGGCGGCGCGGGGGCCGGCGGCGGCGGCGGGGUCAGGGGCGUGUUUAGGGGCCUGUUUGGCGGCGGGAACGGCAAGGGGCGGGACGCGGAAGCGGAGCGGGCGGUGGAGCGGCUGCGGGCGCAGUAUGAGCUGGCCAGCGCGCUACAAGCCCUCGCAGCGGCGAACGACGCGGUUGCCGCGGCCGCGGCCGCCGCGGGCGCGCCGGCGGCGGCGGCGGCGGAGCAGGGGCCGGCCGGGAUCGACGCGCUGCGGCGGGCCGUAGAGGUGGCCAGGGCGGCGGCGCGGCAAGGGGGGGCUGAUUUGGCCGGCCUAGCGGGGGCGCAGGAAGCUGCCGCGCAGGCCGCCGCCAUCGACAGGGCGACCGGGCUGCUGGUUGACACCAAGCUCCUGCAAAUGGAAUUGCUGGAGGAACUUGCCCUCAGGCUGCAGCCACCACAGGACGCUGCAGCCAACCGGGGCGCAAACGCGCCCGCUGCCGGCGGCGGCGGCGGCGCCGCCGCAGAGGAGGCGGCGGCGCUGCUGGCGGAGGCGGAGGCGGUGGCUGCUGAGCUGUCCGGAUUGUGA
Molecule: messenger RNA, 1866 nt
Organism: Monoraphidium neglectum
Lineage: Eukaryota; Viridiplantae; Chlorophyta; Chlorophyceae; Sphaeropleales; Selenastraceae
Exons: 7
Coding region: 1-1866 (621 amino acids)
Molecular function (GO): protein binding
Source: RefSeq, a predicted model, not a curated record